CUGCCAUUUGGCCCUGAGUGAGCAGCGUGUUGUUGAGGGAAAAGGAUCGUGAAGGGCGGAGAAAGCGAUGGCGGCGGCCGAGUCUGAGAGCCAGGCGGCGUCGGCAGGAUCGGGCGGGGAAGAGGCGGCGACCGCCGCCGCGUCGCCGCUUCUGCCUCCACCUUCUUCCACGCCGGGCCGGCGCCUGAGCGAGCUGCGGGUGAUCGACCUGAGGGCCGAGCUGAAGCGCCGCAACCUGGACACCGGCGGCAACAAGAGCGUCCUCCUCGAGCGCCUCCGCAGAGCCAUUGAAGAAGAAGGGGGAAAUCCUGAUGAACUUCCAGUCGCUGCAGAGAUUACUAGCAAGAGAACUCCCAAAAGAACUGUAAAAGGUCGUAAACCAGAAGAAGAAGAUGGUGAAGAUAACGGAAUGGAGGAGAACUCAAGAGAUGGGCAGGAGGAUACUGAAGCAAGUUCAGAUAACUUUCAGGAUAUUGACAUGAUGGACAUCAGUGUGUUAGAUGAAGCUGAAACAGAUAAUUCCAGUGCUGUUGACUGCAAGGAUGAUUACAUUUCUGAGAACGUUCUUGACUCUGAUGAGAAAGACAAUACUGAUGCAGAACUGAAGGAACUUCCUAAUCAGCUGGUGGAUAAUGAGGAGAAUGGCGAGGAACUUGAUAACAUGCUGGAUACCUCUUCCUCUGAUUUAGCUGCAGUGAAGGAUUUGGAUCAUCAACAUACAGAGCCAGAAAAUGAGAAAAUGCUCGACAUUUUGGGUGACACUUGUAAAUCUGAGCCCCUUAAAGAAGACACUUCCGAAGCGGAGCAGGCACAAGAAGCGGAAAACCUGUUGGCGGGCAAAAAGGCAGCCGAGGAAGAGGAAGACGCGCUUGCCGCCGGCGCCACUCUGUCGGAAGAGGACCUUUUAGAUACGGAGAGCCCCUCAGCCCAGUCUGCGGGCAGGAAGCAGGAGGAGGCGGAGGCAAAGCACUUAGUGGUAGCAGCAGGGGAGACGAGCGAGCAGACAGGAGAGGAAGCCCAUCCGGACUCGGACUGUGUAGCGGUAGAGAGCAGGAGUGGUGGUGGUGGAGGAGGAGGAGGAGGAGGAGAUGAGAGUAGCAAAACAGCAGCCCAAAGUCUGGAAGCCAGUAGUGAGGCAAGUGCGGCCGGCCAAGAGGCCGCGAAGACGGAAGAGAAAUCUCAGUGUGAGGAAGACUCCUCCUCUGCCACUAGAGAGGCCUCUGCCCCAGAGGGUGGUGAUCAGAACACGAGUUCGGAGGAGAGCAAAGAUGCAAAACUGGCUUCAAAGGAAGAGAAAGGUCGCAGUGCUGCCACUUCUGGCCGGAACUUCUGGGUGAGCGGCCUUUCAUCCACCACCCGAGCAACUGACUUAAAGAAUCUCUUCAGCAAAUAUGGAAAAGUGGUGGGCGCCAAAGUGGUCACCAACGCUCGCAGUCCAGGCGCUCGGUGUUAUGGUUUUGUGACCAUGUCCACGGCCGAAGAAGCCACAAAAUGCAUUGCCCAUUGCCACAAAACAGAAUUACAUGGGAAAAUAAUAUCUGUUGAAAGAGCAAAAAAUGAACCCGCCGCCAAGAAGCCUUUGGAGAAAAAGGAAAGUGAGGUGAAGAGUGACGCAUCAGGCAGUGACAGGUCUCCCAGCGCCAAAAAGAGUGAGAAAGCAGACCAGAAAGAAGAUGCCAAAAAAGCUGAAGAAAAGGAUGAGAAGGGGAAAGAGGAAGCGAGAUCUGGGUCUGCGGACCAAUCUAAGACCGCCAAAUCAGGAAGCAAAGCAACAGAAAGGACUGUGAUAAUGGAUAAGUCCAAGGGUGAACCAGUUAUUAGCGUAAAGACGACAACUACGUCAAAAGACAGGAGCAUCAAGAGCCAGGAUCGUAAAUCAGAGAGCAGGGAAAAGAGCAGAGAGAGGCAAGGGGCCGCACCCUUUGACAAGACCAAGGAGCCAAGACGGCAGAAAGAAACAGACCACCGCAGUAACCGGAGCAGUACCCGGGAACGUCGAGACAAGCAGCGCAUGCAGGCCAUCUGGGAACAAGAAGAGCGGGAGAGGCUCGAGAUCGCCCGGGAGAGGCUGGAAAUCGAAAGGACCCGCCUGGAGCGGGAGCGCCUAGAGCGGGAGCGCCUAGAGCGGGAGCGCAUGCACAUCGAACAUGAGCGGCGGCGGGAACAGGAGCGCAUCCAGCGGGAGAGGGAGGAGCUGCGGCGGCAGCAUGACCAGCUGCGCUAUGAGCAAGAGAGGCGUGUGGCACUGAGGAGGCCAUAUGACAUGGACGGGAGGCGUGACGACCCGUACUGGCCAGAGUCAAAGAGGAUGGCAAUGGAUGACCGCCACCGAUCGGAUUUUAACCGCCAGGACCGGUUCCAUGAUUUUGACCAUAGGGAUCGUGGACGGUACCAAGACCAUUCCCUAGAGAGAAGAGAAGGGUCACGAGGAAUAAUGGGAGAGCGAGAUGGGCAGCACUACACAGAUGACCGCCAUGGGGGACCAGAUCGACACUCACGGGAUGGAUGGAGCUAUGGCUCCGACCGGCGUAUGAGUGACGGGCGGGGCAUACCCCCACAGUCUCGAGACAGCCGCAGCUGGGGAAAUCACAGCCGAAAAUUUGAUGGCCACCAAGAUCGCUCCUGGCAGAGCAACACCCAUGGUGGAGCAAUGGGCCGGGAUAACGAGCGGUGGCAAGGUGGAAGCAGAGGGAGACGUGGCCAUUCGGUGUGGCGAGGUGGCAUGUCUGGGCGGGGAAGCUUUGUGCCGAGCGGCACGCAGGGCCAAGCAUCGCAUGGCGGAGAGGCGGAAGAUGAAGGUUUCUCGGGGCAGGACAGAGGCAGCCGGCCCAAUCCCCGGUUCAGUCGCCGCUAUUGAAUGUUUUAUCUGCUUUUGUUUUUGUUUAUUAACUGUACAACGGCAACAGAGACUACAACACUACUGCUCAGUGUCUCACUGACUGUGACUCUUAAGUUAACCUUCAUUGUUCUACUUUGUAGCGCAGAAUGUGAACCCAUUCAGGAUUUUUUUGUAACGUGUUCCUGUACGUGCUGUCCUUGCAACUCGCCCUCCCCCCACCCCAUUUAAAAGAAAAUGCAUUUCUUUUAUGAGGCAUUCCAUUUUCUAUAAAUAAAAUGAGAACGGUUUACAAUUGA
Molecule: messenger RNA, 3135 nt
Organism: Sphaerodactylus townsendi
Lineage: Eukaryota; Metazoa; Chordata; Lepidosauria; Squamata; Sphaerodactylidae
Product: scaffold attachment factor B1-like
Exons: 21
Coding region: 68-2857 (929 amino acids)
Biological process (GO): regulation of mRNA processing; regulation of transcription by RNA polymerase II
Cellular component (GO): nucleus
Molecular function (GO): sequence-specific DNA binding; RNA binding
Source: RefSeq, a predicted model, not a curated record